AUGUACCUCCUGGCGUACUCUGGCUACGCCAGCGGCCUCGUCGUGCAGCCCGCGGCCUCGCCCUGCGCAUGCCCGGCCGGGCGCGCAUGCCCGGCCGCCGCCCGGCAGACCGCGAGGAGGAUGGCGGCUCCGCGGGCGGAUGCCAUCGGCGAUGCAGCGUACUCGCUGAGCGCUCUCGCCGUGGUCGGGCUGGUGGGCCGCAGCGUGUUCGACACCGUCUUCAUCGAGAACGACGCGACGGUGCCAAACAAGCCGAGGAUGUCGCUGCCGAGCCUCUUUGGGCGCGAGGAGCAGGACCCGACGGUGGAGGCUGAGCGGAUCCGGCAGCGCCUGCAGGCAGCCGCUGAGGCGGGCGACCUCGAGGCGGCGUGGCGCCUGGAGAAGGAGCUCAAGCAGUUCCUGUGGGACAACAACGUCGUGUACGAGAUCGACGUCGAGCCAGAGCGGCGCGGUUUGCGGAUUGAGGACAUGGAGAGCGCGGCUGGGAGCGGGGUCAUCCAGAGCGAGAAUCAGGCGGAGCGGGACCAGAUGCUUCGCGAUCUGGAGUAG
Molecule: messenger RNA, 549 nt
Organism: Emiliania huxleyi CCMP1516
Lineage: Eukaryota; Haptophyta; Isochrysidales; Noelaerhabdaceae
Exons: 1
Coding region: 1-549 (182 amino acids)
Source: RefSeq, a predicted model, not a curated record